GGAUCCGGAUUCGACCUCUCCGGAUAUCCGGAUUUUUGGAUCGGAUCCGGAUCGGAUCACGGAUCGAAUCCGGAUCGGAUCACGGAUCGAAUCCGGAUCUCGGAUAAAAGUUCCAGGCCUACUAAAUAAUCAAAUAUAUGAAAUAUUAGUAUAUAUGUAAGAUAUUAACAAGAGUUUCUUCUUCCACUAAUGUAUCGAACCAAAUAAACAUAUUUAAAUAUACAUGUUUCUUUGAAUUACUAAAAAGUUCUAGGUUCGUGUACAUUCUUCUUCUAGGACCAAAUUUAAACUAUUUUAAAUUAUUUCUUUUUAGAGAGGAUAUUUCCUCCAAAAAAACUUGAUUUUAAACACUUACUAAACAUUAGAGUUUUAGCAAAUUUGUCAAUUUUUAGUUGGCAAAUGUACAUGUUUUACGUUUUUAUCCCACUUGUUUAUCAUAUACCAUUUAGUUAGAUGUUAAUAUCGAAUAUCAAUAGAACUCUCAUCAUUUUUAGUCUUUGUCCCUUACAAUUUGACAAAUACAUUAUAAAAUUUUAGAAAACAAUAUAAAACAUAAUACUCCUUCCGUACCCGAAAGUAAGAUUUUCUAAAGUGUUCACGCUUAUUAAGAAUUCAAUAAAUGUUUAUAAUUUAAUUUUUUUUAUUUUAUUAUACACUUUCCAAUAAUUUUUCACCAAUGAAAUUUAAUCAAUUUAAACAUUUUUAUUUAAUGUUUUUUAAAAGUAUAAAAAAAUAUCUUAAAUAUAUGGAAAAUCUAUCUUUGUGGAACAAAUAAAAGAUCUAAAACAUCUUACUUUAAGGAGCAUAAUCUUAGGAAAUUUGAAUUGUAUAACAAUUUUUAAUAACAAUAUACUCUAGUGUACAUUUUUUAAUUAAUAAUUUGAAUAGGCUAUAGAAAAGCAUGAUUGGAGUAAAACAAUUACUAGUCGUUGAGAAAAACACAAACACACGCACCAAGUAGUCACUAUGUACAUUAAUGUCUUAAUGAUAUCGUAAAAAGGAAGAAAAAAAGAUAUGUAAUAAAUGAAUAUCCAUCAUCCAAUGACUCAAUGAGGCAUGAGACUCGCCGUAGUGGCAGAGUUGUAAAUAAGUGGAAAAGAGGAGGAAGCAGCGGUUUGAUCACGAACAACAACAAGACAGCUUUUAUUUGAAAAUGGCUCCACUUCACGAGGUCUUCAUCUCUCUCUCUCUUUCGCCGUAGGCUUGCUUUACUCGAGAACCAGACCCAAUGAAAGAUCCUUACUUUCGCAUUCAUUAUAUAUAUCCCACAGAAAAAAAACCCCAAUGUUAAAAAAUCACGAAAAAGAAGCGAUCUUUGCGCUUGACUUCUCCAAUGUUGUCUCUCUAGUGAUUCUCUCUAUCGCUCUUGCAACGGUAACAAAAGGGUUUUACUUUUCAAAAUCCGACAGAGAAAGAAAAGACCAGAAGUCUUUCUUCUUCUGACAAUCAUUACCAGAAAGAGACAAAGACAAAAGACAGACACUUUCCAUGUCUUUUUUGAAAGUUGGCGGUGAAAACAUGGAGAGAAGAAACGGAAUGGUGGGUCCUCCUGCGCCGAGGAUUCUCCAGCUGCCACGUAGGCAUAGCGUUCGGAGAAGGAAUACAAUAUCACCGAAGAAGAAGGAUCAGAGAGUGAAGCUGGAGGCUCUGUUUCACCAAGAGAGGUCUUUUCAUCACGAGGAGGAGGGAGGGAGGAGAAGAGGGAAAGUUGCGGACGGGAGAGAGAUUAGUAGGUCUUCUCCUGUUGAUUUCGCCAAGUGGAGGUUUCAGGCGGAGAUGUUGAGAUCAGAGUGUAAUUUACUAAGGGUUGAGAAAGAGAUCGCUAUGAAGAAGAUGGAGAGAAGGAAGAAGAGGAUGGAGAGAACGCUAAGAUCUGCUGUUCUUAUUCUUCUCUCUGGGAAACAGAGAAUCUCUGAAGGGAAGAAGGAGAGCAACGUUUUGGAAGAUGAGAUUAGCUACUUGAUUGAGAAACUGAAUGAGUUGAAGUCUCCAAAGGUUAAAGACAUGGAAGUUGGAAACUACAGACAUAACUUUGACAGGCAAGCUUCUGUUUUAAGAAGAGAGCUGGAGAAGUUAGAUGAAGGAGAGGUUUGUGUUAAAGGGAUUCAGAAAAUGGCAGAAGAUAGCUUCUUGGUCAAUCCCAACUCUCUACCUGAUCAAAAUAUAGAUACAUUGGGUAGUAAAUUGGAGGAGUUGUCUAAAGGAGUAUUUGUGCAGGCGCAUGGGGAAAAUAGAGGCUGUUCUAGACAUUGCAAAGCACUUAUGAGGAAGAUUGCAGAUCAAGCAAGAGCAGAAGCAGAGCAAUGGUCAGAAAUGCAAGAAAUGCUUAGUCAAGUGAGGAAUGAAAUGGAGGAACUUCAAACUUGUCGCGAUUUCUGGCAAAACAGAGCUCUUGAAUCAGAUUCUCAGAUACAGAAUCUACAUUCCUCAGUUGAAGGAUGGAGAAGAAAAGCGUUGUCAUCAGAAGCAAAGUUGAAGAACCUAGAAGCCGAGGUUUGCGGAUUACAAGAAGAGAUGAAAAGGUUGAGGAAGGAUGAUAAGGUAGAAGCAGCGAAGAACAAGUUGCCAACAGAGUCAGAGAAGAGAGUGUUGAUUUGUAGGUUGAAAGAGAACAUAUAUAGCAGCAAUGGAGAUUGGUCUAAGUACAGUGAGAGGAAAACAACAAAACCGUCUAGUUCAAGACAGCCUUUAAGAGAAAUUAAGAACGGUUCAGUGGCAGUGAGACAGAAGAACUCCAAUGUCAUGAGAGUGUAACUUUUCUUUCUGACAAAAACCAGAUUCUUUUUUCUGUUUUCUAUGGUUGGUUAAUAAAUGGAAAAAAGUUUGCCACUCGAA
Messenger RNA from Brassica napus (rape), 2835 nucleotides. RefSeq lists its product as uncharacterized. The record is from RefSeq and is a predicted model, not a curated record. Bases 1489 to 2754 code for a protein of 421 amino acids. Lineage: Eukaryota; Viridiplantae; Streptophyta; Magnoliopsida; Brassicales; Brassicaceae. The transcript has 4 exons.